Macrobrachium nipponense is the source of this 1143-nucleotide messenger RNA. RefSeq lists its product as uncharacterized. The transcript has 6 exons. The record is from RefSeq and is a predicted model, not a curated record. The coding region runs from base 311 to 994 and encodes 227 amino acids. NCBI's taxonomy places the organism in Eukaryota, Metazoa, Arthropoda, Malacostraca, Decapoda, Palaemonidae.
ACUGAGCAGCGAUUGAUCGAUUCUGCCGCUGGAGAGUUAAUCUGCUGCCUUGUUUUGGUUUGAGCUUUGCGAAAUGAAAUUAAUGACCCAGAUGUUAAGGCUUGAAAAGUACAUUUCAUUUCCGCCAUUUGAGUACUUUUUUUAGCGCGGGGGUGGGCGGUACUUUCAUCUGAGUCCACCCCGCCCCGGGCUCCACUAACACUAUAGUUAAUCCACUGACCACGACUCGCUAAAUAGUGAAUAUUUACCACCGCCAGGGUCUUCGGAGUGGCCGGACGGUUUACCAAGUCGACUCAUCGGUAUCUGCGGGAUGCUUAUGGCUGUCGUCAUCGUCUCUCUCUACAGUGGUUCCAUCACAGCUUAUCUCGCCAUUCCGUUCAGAUCGGUACCAAUAAAUUCCAUAGAAGACAUAAUACGAAGCAAGACCAGACCUGCCUUGAGAAGUAAAACGCUGGUGUAUGAAACUUUGACCGCAGAGGGAGGCGCCUUGUACGGGGACCGCCAACGCGUCGGCGUGUUCAGUGACGCCGAAAUGUCUACCUGGGAGUUUUUCCAGACUGUGGCUGACGGCACAUUUGCCGUCGUGGAUGUCUACAGUUCAGCCGUCGGAAGAGCUAACAAGUACGAAGCCCGGGGUGCAAGGUGCCAGUUCUACCUAGGCAGAGACGCCGUUCAAACCGACCUCGAUGCCUUUGCUUACGUGAAAAAUAGUCCCAUCAUCUGGCAGAUCGAUCUGACAAUCCAGUGGCUUCAGAACUUCGGUCUAAUUCAGUACAUUAAACAAAAGUACUACAAAGUUCCUUGUGAAGCUGAAAUCACGUCAGAUGGGCCUAAGCCGCUCUCGAUCACUCAGGCGCAAGGAGCACUGUAUGUCCUGGCCUUUGGUUUGCUGCUCGCCCUCGCAGUAUUUGUGGCCGAAAUGCUCUUGGGAAGAAUUAUUACCUUCGGGUAUUUGUCAGGUUACCCACGCUCUGGGCCGUGGAGAAUUCUCUAGUCACACUCUGAACCACAGAUAAUUGUCUUAUCAUUUUGUCUAGUUAUUCAGGUUCAGUUGAUUUAGAUAUAAAUUUCAACAUUUUCUGAAUUAAAAAAUUUCUGAUAAAUUGUUGACAGAACUAUAGAAAAUAAAUACAUUCAUCGAAA